Nothobranchius furzeri (turquoise killifish) is the source of this 1868-nucleotide messenger RNA. It is a transcript of the gene hspb11, whose product is annotated as heat shock protein, alpha-crystallin-related, b11. Gene Ontology annotation, cellular component: intraciliary transport particle B; cilium; centrosome. The record is from RefSeq and is a predicted model, not a curated record. Gene Ontology annotation, biological process: intraciliary transport. Lineage: Eukaryota; Metazoa; Chordata; Actinopteri; Cyprinodontiformes; Nothobranchiidae.
AACGCUGUUGGCCUGGCAACAUCUACAGCUUCACACGCCACAAUAAAACAGCAGCUAAACCCAGCUUUUGAUGAGUUUUUAUCAUUAAACCUGCUGAUACGCACGUUUAGGCGUUUCCACCGCGGGACCAGAUCGUUAUGAGCGAUUCAUCUUUCAACUCUUUGGGUGUAAAAGUCGUUUUCGCUUCUUCCUGCGAUGAGAAUCACCCACCAGAAAACAUUAUGGACGGGAACACAAAAACAUUUUGGACGUCCACUGGGAUGUUUCCUCAAGAGUUCGUCAUUCGUUUUCCUGAGCCCACGAGGGUUGCUGCGGUGACAGUGGAGAGCUACAAUGUCAAGCAUCUAAAGAUGGAGAAGAAUACAUCACCAAAGGUGUCUCAGUUUGAUUUUGUUACAGAAAAAGAAUUUGAAAGAACUGAGAGACAUCUUCAGUUAAAUACUUUAUCAUUAAAUGGCAGCAGUGCAGUCCACCUCCGUUUCGUCAUCGCCUCGGGUCAUGACCACUUUGUAUCAGUGCACAGAGUCACAGUUAAAACAUGACUUGUUUACAUUUUGUAACCGUUUAAAAAGUAAAUCCUCACAAAAACCCGAACACAACUGCAGCUUUGUGGCUAUAUGUGAAAAUACAUAAAGUGAUGUAAUCCUUUCAAUCUUAUCGCAUAAACACCAGUUGCAGACCAAACAUCUGCUUGAAAGCUGUGCAGGAUUUUUAAAUCCGGCAUCUAAUUCCAAGAUUUACUUCAAACCAUUUUAUUGUUUUUGCCUAUGUAAUGUUGUGGAUUUACUUGUGAGUCUUUUUAUCCCACAUUUAACUGUUGCUGCUAAUUUCACAAGCUGAUAGCUGGCACAGCUUUAGAAUAAAAGAGUGGGAUUGUGUUGGAGCAUACAAAGGAACUUUCCCCCUAUGUGAGAGAUAGUUAAUUAACUAAUUUGGAGCAGCAGGGGCUUAAAUUGGCAUUCGUACAAUGCACCUCACUGCCAGUUCGCCUCCCCCCCCCCCGUGUGCAGAAUCGAACAUCCCCACAUGGGGAAUGUUGCUGUGGGGGUUUGUGGAACCAGAUGGCUUCCCAGUCAACCAGUGAACGUCCAAAGGCUGCGGUCUUAUUUACACAAAGUGCUCCAGCCCACCACCUAUAUGGCUCACACACACACACACACACACUGCUGCACACAAACAGCGACUCCCAUCUACCUCUGCUGCCAUUUCAACUUGUCGGUGGCAGCAGCUUCGGUGGUGUUCGAGGACCCUUUGGGACUCCCUCUCCAAUUACUUGCUGACUGCAGAGGAGCUUGGGAAAUGUGCAGAGGCUGUGUUUGCUAAAGCUUGGUCUGCAUACAAGACUCUGGGUAAACCAAUAAAAUAUGAAAUACAUGCUUGAAUAACUAGCCCCUUGAUAUUUCAGAGCAACUAAUUGCUUAGGGAUACGACUGGGUUGGAGCACAUUUGAGUUUGUGAGUGUGUGGUGAAUAAUGAGGGCAAGGUAGAAACUGAAACAGUGUUACUGACUCAUUCAUUAUUUACCAGAAUGGAAUAUUUACUAUCAUUGCAGAGGUGAAGCUUUUGCUAUGAAAUGAAGUUCAAGCUGCUCUGCUUUAACAGGACCUUUUUUUUAUUAAUUAACUAGAAAUAACACAUUUGGUUGCUGUAAAUUUGCAAGCAAAUGUCCCUUUAAAGACAAAGACCCAGGUUAGAAAUGUUGGUGUCAUAUUUGAUUCAAACACUGUUUAGAGGUUCACUGGCCAUAAAACAGGAACACUCAGAGGUCUCGUAUCCAGACAGGACCUAGAGAAACUCAUUCAUGCAUUUAUUUCCAGCAGACUGGUCCAUUGCAAUGGUCUUUUAACUUGUCUCCCCCCCCCCCCCCC